Molecule: messenger RNA, 987 nt
Organism: Strongylocentrotus purpuratus (purple sea urchin)
Lineage: Eukaryota; Metazoa; Echinodermata; Echinoidea; Camarodonta; Strongylocentrotidae
Product: small nuclear ribonucleoprotein E-like
Exons: 5
Coding region: 125-424 (99 amino acids)
Biological process (GO): spliceosomal snRNP assembly; mRNA splicing, via spliceosome
Cellular component (GO): U2 snRNP; precatalytic spliceosome; U5 snRNP
Molecular function (GO): RNA binding
Source: RefSeq, a predicted model, not a curated record
ACAUGUGGAAAAUUGACCGGGACGCCAUCGGCUAAUAAACGAAGCGGGAACGAUUUUGCUUUGUUUAUUCUCCAAAUUAUUAACCAAACCUUCAUAUUGAAGCUGUCAACACCAUAUUGUGAACAUGGCGUAUAAAGGGCAGAAGGUGCAGAAAGUGAUGGUUCAACCAAUCAACUUGAUUUUCAGAUAUCUUCAGAAUAGGUCAAGAGUUCAGAUCUGGCUGUACGACCAAUCAAAUCUCAGGAUUGAAGGACAUAUCAUUGGAUUUGACGAGUACAUGAAUGUAGUACUAGAUGAUGCUGAGGAGUACCACAAGAAAAAUAAGACGAGAAAACCAUUAGGACGGAUAUUGCUGAAAGGAGAUAACAUAACACUGAUUCAGAACGUCCAAGAAGCCGCGGGGGCCGCAGAGCCGGCUCAUUAGCACUGUCCUCGGGCUCGGCUUUGUAUCGUUUCACCUUGUAUAUAAUACCUGUACAUCAUACAUCGUAGGAUAACAUUGCAUCUGUUUUGUUUCCUCGUCUGUCAUAUUGUUUGCUUGUUUUUAUGAGCUUGAAGUGAUAAGUCAGAUUCCUUUUACUGGUAAUGUUUUAUUGUAAUCAUGAAUCUUUUUUGGGGAGGGGGAAUCAUUCAUUUAGAGAUUAACUCGAUUUCGAGCUUGAGAUUAUCAAUCUCUUGUUAUCACAAAUAAUGGGAAGAGUCCUUAGAUUCAUUCUAUAAAAUGACAAAACAAUAGCAAAUUGUAUUUACAUGUGCAUCAGGUUCAAAUUGUCAGCUAAUGUGCACGUAAUCGUGAAACUGGUAGAAAUAUUGACGCUUGAAUUUUCUUUUCCCCAGAGAAUCGUAUGACUCGAUAUUUCCUUUUCCGCGAACCGCAAAUAAUCUUUUAGAAGAGGUAGUUAAUCAGGAAUCCUUCCUUUUUGGAGGAGCCAGAUAUUUUCCUGCUGCUCAGGGUAUUCAAAUUAAAAUUGUCAACAUAGACGGCAC